Molecule: messenger RNA, 1453 nt
Organism: Culicoides brevitarsis
Lineage: Eukaryota; Metazoa; Arthropoda; Insecta; Diptera; Ceratopogonidae
Product: traB domain-containing protein
Exons: 4
Coding region: 214-1380 (388 amino acids)
Source: RefSeq, a predicted model, not a curated record
AUCAUAUGUGUCAAUACUUGAAUGAAAAUAUACUUUGAAGUAUCUUUUUUGUCGUAUUGUUUCCUUUUUCAUGAUUAUAAUUCAUUGUUUCUGGUAUUUUGUAAUACCUGUGGGUAAUGUCAGUGAAAUGAUCGAUAGGGAUAUAAACACGUAUAUAGUGGACCUGCCAAAGAAAAAGAUUAUUAGAAAGUUUAUUUACAACUUAUUUACAAUAUGUCUCUAUCAGACUCAUCUGUAAAGUCAUAUUUAGACACAAGUUUGAACAAAACCGAUGAAGAAGUCAGUAUCAACGCCUUUUCUUCCGUUCAAUCGAACCAUUUUGAAGACUUCUUGAAAACCAAUGAAAACACGACGAUUCAUGAAAAUCAACAUCCGUCUUGCGAAUUCUAUUCAGCUGCAGAGCCACACGAAAGAAAAAACCAAAGUUUGUACAUUGUAUAUUGUGACAAGGAAAAAGCAGAGGAAGAUGAAAUUAAAAUUUAUAGUAAUUUGGAAGAGUUCGAGAAAAACCUUCCAGAAACCGUGACAGUACUUAAUGCUGGUGAAAAUAAGGCUUUUUUAGUAGGCACUGCUCAUUUUAGUGAAAAAUCAAAGAACGAUGUGUCGUUUGUAAUAAGAAACGUGCAGCCAGAUGUUGUCAUGGUAGAAUUAUGUCCUUCAAGAGUCCAUCUUUUAAGACACGAUGAAAAAACCCUAUUAGAAGAAGCUAAGGACAUAAAUUUGACAAAGAUCCGCAAUGUAAUUAAAACUAAUGGAGUUGUAAAUGGAUUAUUUUAUAUUCUUUUGAUUAACAUGAAUGCAAAAAUUACAAAAGACCUUGGAAUGGCGCCAGGUGGUGAAUUUAGACGUGCAGUAAGCGAAAUCAAUCAAUUGAAUCACUGCUUUGUUUCACUAGGCGAUAGACCAAUUAAUAUAACACUCAAACGAGCCCUGUGUGGAUUAUCACUCUUCCAAAAAUUAAAAUUAGUAUGGAAACUAAUAACAUUCGAUGAACAGAUAACUACUGAAGGAGUGGAACAAUGUAAACAAAAAGAUUUACUAGAAGAACUAAUGAAAGAAAUGACCGCUGAGUUUCCAGCAUUUGGAGAUGUUUUCGUUAAGGAAAGGGAUCUAUAUCUGUGUCAUUCAUUACAGUUAGCUACACUAUCACAGCAGGGAAGACCUACGAAAUCAGUUGGAAUUGUAGGAAUAGGACAUGUGGAAGGCAUUGCAAAGAAUUGGGGUAAAGUAAACCAAAACCAAAUUCAAGAAAUUCUGACAAUUCCCCCUACUAGCAUGAGUAAUAAGGUUUUCCUGUUUACCAUUAAAUAUGGUAUCUUAUCGUUAAUUGGUUUUGGCUUAUUGAAAUUUGUGAAACCUAAAAUAAAAGGAUUUUUGUAAGCACCUAAGUUUUAUAACAAGCACCUUUUUUUAUUUCUUUAUAAAUAUAUCAUGUAAAAUCGUUUUUUUUAAA